AUGAAUGUUGAAAGAGAUUCUCUUAUUUGCAAAUAUGUAUAUGGAAGUGUUUCUCCCAAAAUAGAUGUAUAUGCUUUCAGAGUUGUUCUAUAUGAGCUUAUUUCUGCAAAAGAAGCUUUGAUGAGGAGUGGUGGUGCAUCUGGUGCUGAAUUAAAGGGCCUUGUGGCUUUGGUGAUUAUUAAUGACUUUGUUAUGGAGUUGCUUCAGAUCGAGAAGCAGCGCAAGGACGAAGCUCGUAGAGAAGCCCUUAGAGUUGCCAAUGAGGAGCGCAAGAAGCUCAAGGCCGAAGCUGCACAAAUCAGGGCUCAGGAGCUUAAGAUCGCACAACAAGAAUUCAGAGAAACACUCUUAAAAGAAAGAGAUGAGAAACUUGAAAAUUGGAGGAUGAAGGUCAAAAAGCAUGGUGAGAAGAUGGCAGAAAAGAAAGAGUUAUUGCGUCGACAAAGCUCAAAGUGGAUCGAUGAAGCUAAUCUUGAGGCACAAGUAUUGGAAUCCAUCGUUUCCUUUCGCUGAGUCCCUUAUACUUCCACAUUUGUUAUGGUUGGGAUCAGUGUUGUGUUAUCUGUUACAUAGAAGUUAUAUUUUUGUCCUAUAUUCAAUCAAGGUUCCAUCAUCAUGCAAAUAACUUAUGCAUUCGGAGUAUGGUUAGCCACUGCUACAUUCAAGAUGCAUAAUACACAUGGAAAUAAGUCUGGAUAUUUUGGGUUAGUCUGGGAUUAUAGAGCAAGUACUAACGUAUCAAGUUUGCAUGCUUGAGUAUGAAGUAUUUAAGUAAUAGUGACUGGAUUUUCCUUUUUGACCAUUCUCUGAAAAUUA
Molecule: messenger RNA, 816 nt
Organism: Arachis duranensis
Lineage: Eukaryota; Viridiplantae; Streptophyta; Magnoliopsida; Fabales; Fabaceae
Exons: 3
Coding region: 1-513 (170 amino acids)
Source: RefSeq, a predicted model, not a curated record